UCACCACCACCUAUACCGCCCAGCGAGCGCCACACCGCCUACUAUUUCUCUACUUUUUUUAAUUACUCUCCGAAUAUCAAAACGAGGUUUUUAUUUUCUUUCUUUCACAAUUCAAAAUUACGCGGGUUCACAAUCUUCUUUGGCAAGACUCAGAGGAUACAAGGACUACAAUAACCAUACUCUAACGUCGAAUCUUCUCCGUACAAUACUUGACUCAAUUGAUUUAGCCAAUCAGUCUCAUAAGUAACAUCAAUGAUGUGAUAGGCUAAUUUGUAUCGCGUAAUAUGUAAGCUUUUCUCUUCCUCCUAAUGGCCUGUAGAGCGGACGUAAAAGGCGCGCUUUUCUAGAUCUUCUUGGUUGGGCCCAACAAUUGUAGAAGCCGCAGAGGCCCAGAAGAACAUACAAAACAAUCGGGCAUCUCUAGUACAUUUUCGGGUUCGGGUUUCUAGCGGCGGCUCUCGAACAGUUACAGGGAUACCGAAUGUGGCGACGAAGUGCUUUUCCAGUGGAAAUCCUCCUUCCGAACCUAACUUAUUUUUAUUUCCUUCUUUAUGAAUACUACAUGCUAAUCAUUUAUCUGUUUCAGGGGAAUUCAGAUUCUGAUCAGAGCAUUUCUGAUGGUGAGGAAUUAAAUGGCGAUUUGGUAGACAAUUGCUUUUCUUUGAAUGCGAAUGCAGAGAAAGAGGUAUGAAAGAUGGAAGUUUGGGAAAGGAAGCUGGAAAUUUAAUACAUGAGGCAUGUGCAACUACAGCUCAGUUUUAGUAAUCAUUUUCUUACAUCACAUAUUAAUGAAUAAUGUGAGAUGUUGUGAUCAGAACCAAACAAGCUUCUUUGUUGGAGACGAGGUUGAAGUGCCUGAUUUCCCCAAUGAUGGUGGCUUAAUCUUUUCCCAAAGGAAGGAAUCUAAACACCAUCAAAAUGAGGAAAUCAUAUCUGAUGAUGAGGAUGACUAUGUACUUGCAAAUUCCAUUACAUCUAGUGAUAGGAAGCUCAAUAAAGAUAGUAAUCUCCAUAUUUUAAGAAGUGAAAAACAAGAUGAGGCAUGCACAUGGUCCAUGAUAAGUAAAGAAGCUGAGGCGUUAAACCAUUUGAAUGAACAAUCUUUGUCUUCCUUUUCUGCCUUCUCCAAAGCAAACAAAUCUUGUCAAGGUGUUGGAGACAAAGUAAAGCUAAAAUUCUCUCUGCGUAUAAAGUCACAUAAAGAUGGACUCUUUCAUCCUUUUAUUCCUGAGGAUGAAAAUGUUACGUCAUCCAAGGCUCUUGAUGCACCUGAAGAACUGGAACCAAUUGAGGAUGAAACCAUAGAAAAUUCAAACCUUGAGUUUCUUGAAGAUUUUCAUGGAGAAAAUGGAAGGCCAUUAAAAGUUGCACCUGCUGAUGUAGAAGCCAUUGGGAAUGGACUCAUUGAGCAUUCAAUGGCUGAGCUAUUAGAGGGCCUUCGGGAUAGGAAUGUUCUUCAAAGAGGAAAUUCUCAAAUGUUUAGAAGAACAAAAGGAAAAAGGGCACAGCUCAUGGUGAAGAAAAAUGUAUCACCAUUGGGUGACAGAGUCAUUGAUGAUGAAGAAAAACCUGAGCAAGUAAUUACUGGGUCAUCAAGUGAUGAUGAGGGCAAUUAUCAAAACCUAGAUCUUGCAAACCCGGAGAUGAAGAGGCAGAGUAUGGCUGAUCGAUUUCAGGAAGCAUUGGCUGCUACCUCUUUCAGCAAUGACGAUGGGGCCCAUGUUGCAGCUGCCAAACUGUCAGGUAUUGGAUUGUUCAGGAAGUUACAGCAGGUCAUGCAGAGUGAAAAGGAAAGAGAUGCUAAUUUUCUGAAAAAGAUACAGAUGGGAGCUAGCCCCAGUGAUAAUGCACAUUCUAUAGUUGUAAAGAUCCUUUCAAGAUAUUUGGAUGCAAAGCUGACCGUUUGUCACUGCAUGUUUUGCAAGAAUGUAGAGGUUGUGCUCUAUACUCGGAACAGCAAUUCUACCAUAAUGCCCCGCUUGGAGACAAGCCUAUGCUAUUAUCUUAUUGGGAGCUCUCUGUUUCCUUUUCAUCCAGGAAUAUAUGGCUCCCAAAAAUUGGUAGAUAGAGAAAGGGAAGGAACAGUUAUAUUUAGUCCAAGAAUUUGCAGCGAUGUUGAUCUGGAAGUAGGGAACUUGAUUUGUAUUCAUCCUCCAUGGAAGGAGGUUCAAGUGAUGGGGAAUGACAAGAGCACUAUCUUAUCUACAUAUUUCUCCAACAUUUUAGUGUGAUUAUUUCAAACUCUUAGUGGAUAGAAUUAUCUGUCGACUCAAAUCUCAUUAUUUGACCAGUGAUGAGAGACAUGGUGUUAUGCUUAAUAGAAUUUUGAAGAUCCAGUUCAAGCUACGGAGGAGGAUCAUGGUUGUGUUAUCAUGGCUGCUUAAUUUUGCCCUCUGGGAAUGUAGCUUAAUGUUUUUUGACCCAGUUAAUUAAUUGGGUCCGGCUUGAGUUACAUUUGAUUCAUCUGACCUUGCAUAUUACGGUGCUGCGGCCGCAGCAGCAUUAAUCUUUGCCUGUAAAAUGGGGGAAAAAAAUAAUCUUACCAAUUAUCAUAUAAAAAUUUGAUAUAUGAAAUCUGAGUUUAAAAUGGAUCA
Hevea brasiliensis (rubber tree) is the source of this 2594-nucleotide messenger RNA. RefSeq lists its product as uncharacterized. The record is from RefSeq and is a predicted model, not a curated record. NCBI's taxonomy places the organism in Eukaryota, Viridiplantae, Streptophyta, Magnoliopsida, Malpighiales, Euphorbiaceae. The coding region runs from base 738 to 2231 and encodes 497 amino acids. The transcript is spliced from 13 exons.